Molecule: messenger RNA, 1592 nt
Organism: Condylura cristata (star-nosed mole)
Lineage: Eukaryota; Metazoa; Chordata; Mammalia; Eulipotyphla; Talpidae
Gene: EVI2B
Product: ecotropic viral integration site 2B
Exons: 2
Coding region: 94-1398 (434 amino acids)
Biological process (GO): positive regulation of neutrophil differentiation; regulation of stem cell division
Source: RefSeq, a predicted model, not a curated record
CUUUUGCUUUCUUAGUCAAGUAACCAAAAUGUCCAGUUAGAACAAGAAUUUAGCAUCCUGCAAAAGAAGUAACAGCUGAGAGGAAACUGUGAAAUGGAUCCCAAAUAUUUCAUCCUAAUUUUCUUUUGUGGAUACCUGAAUGAUACAGUUUUCUCAGAAGUGGAGGCCAGUACCACAGAGAUGCAGCCACCAUCUACUUUAUUUAAUAAAUCAUUGGUGUCUUCUGUCUCAGCAAAUUCUCAAAACUCAAAGAAGAAUUCCUUGGACCAACCAACACAAUCCAACAAUGUUUCUUCUGGACAAAAAGUAUCACCUACCAAAGCCACUGCUGGACAAACAUUGGUCAAUAACACCACAAAACAACCAAAAACAACUGCCAAUACCUCUUCCCAACAGACAGCAUUAUCUGUGUUCACCUCUGCCAGACUACUACCAUCAUCUGGGCAUACUUCCACCAAAGAACUACCCCAGCCUGUCUAUACUUCUCCUCAACAACAACGAUCUGUUCACACCUCUGUUAGAAAACCAACAACAAAUAAAAAUCUAUCUACACAAGCAACACCAACUACCAACAUUUCAGCUAGGCGUAUACCAGAGUUCUUCCUUGAAACUCCCAGUAACAAAAAAAAUACACAUAGUACCAAGUCUAAUUCAGUAGCUGCCGUGUUAAUUGGUAUAAUUCUGACUUCUAUGUUAAUAGCCAUAAUGAUGAUUGUACUAUGGAAAUAUUUUAAAAGACCAGUUUUGAAUGACCAAAAUUGGGCAGGAAGGUCUCCAUUUGCUGAUGGUGAAACCCCUGACUUAUGUUUAGAUAAUAUUAGAGAAAAUGAAGUAUCUACAAAACGUACAUCAGUCAUUUCAUUGAAGGCCUUGAAACCAAGCAAAAGCACACUUUUAGCAGAUGACUUAGAAAUUAAGUUGUUUGAAUCAAGUGAAAACAUUGAAGAUUCUAACCCCAAAGCAGAAAAAAUAAAAGAUCAAGUAAAUGAUACAUCUGAGGACAGUGCUGACAGAUCGACAGUUGGUACUGCUGUUUCUUCAUCAGAUGACACAGAUCUACCUGCACCACCUCCACCCCUUCUAGAUUUGGAAGGGCAGGAGAGUAACCAAUCAGACACACCCGCAACGACAGCUACAGCUCCUCUUCCAAAUGACUGCACCAGUCUUCCACCACCUCUGAACUGUCUCACUCAAGUCUGUGAAGAUCCUAAUUCUGAAUUUGAACAGUCACUUCCACUUCCUCCUGACUCACUUAACUUACCCCUGCCACCAAUGGAUUUUAUGAAAAACCACGAAGAUUCCAACAGUGAGACUCAGUGUCAGGAGUUCUCAAUUGUUCCUGAUUUGGAUCAAGAUCUCAAUGAGUCUCUGCCACUCCCACCUGAAGAGCUGUUGUAAAUACUACUCCAUCUUAUUUUCUUUCUUCAUGUGAUAAAAUAUGCUAAAUGACAACUGGUUGCUAAUUUUGAUUAAUAAUCAGGAAUUACAUCAGAUCUGCUUCAUCAUCAUGUAUACCAUCAGAACUUAUUUUUUAAAAAGUAUAGGGCACUCCCUGGUGGCACAGUAGGUUAAAGAACAGCACAAGAAGCUAA